AUGGUUCAUCCUCUCCACGGUCUCUCGCAAGCGAUCCAUCAAGACCAUCUCUCACCACCUUGCAAAUUCUUCCUGUACUCUACAAUCGUCCCCCAUAGCAUCGAUACGCUAGGGGAAGUAUGGGAGGUUCGGCUCUAUGCUACGGUAGGCGGUGAGCUGGAGUUGUGGGUGUCCACCAUCGGUAUGAACGAGUUGCCAGCAGAAGGUAAUGUGCUGGCGGAAGCGAUCAAGGGCGGUAUGCUGCAUGUCGUUCUGAAGGGAAAGCAGGGCUUGCAGAAGGAGACCAAGCUUGAGCUUCAAUUCUUGCGCGCAGAAGAGCAGCCAAUCACUAUCAGACUGGAGCCGGAAGAAGACGAGUCUGGCGGGACAGAACUCCUCGAAGCCGCAUUCUCUUUACUCAACUGGAAGCCGACAGGAGGAGGAUCCUCUGACAAAGCUGAGCUGAGGAGCCUCCGAAACCAGAUCGCUAAGAAGGAUGCGGAAAUCUCAGAGCUGCAGACCAAGGUGAUCUCGCUCAAGUCUACGGUGCUGAGAGCUGCUACGGAGGAGAACAAGAAGAAAGCGCUGGUAAGCCCCAAGAAGCCAGUCGGCGCCAGUACACUGCAGCCGAACGCUAAGCGGCGGAAAGCGGUUGCUGACGAGUUCGCCGGUAGCGAUAGCGACUGA
This is a messenger RNA of Dioszegia hungarica, 666 nucleotides long. RefSeq lists its product as uncharacterized. The record is from RefSeq and is a predicted model, not a curated record. Bases 1 to 666 code for a protein of 221 amino acids. The transcript has 8 exons. NCBI's taxonomy places the organism in Eukaryota, Fungi, Basidiomycota, Tremellomycetes, Tremellales, Bulleribasidiaceae.